Penicillium chermesinum is the source of this 330-nucleotide messenger RNA. RefSeq names its product DUF3759 domain-containing protein. NCBI's taxonomy places the organism in Eukaryota, Fungi, Ascomycota, Eurotiomycetes, Eurotiales, Aspergillaceae. The transcript has 3 exons. Bases 1 to 330 code for a protein of 109 amino acids. The record is from RefSeq and is a predicted model, not a curated record.
AUGGGUUGGUUCGACGGCCACAGCGACCACGAGGAUUCCUACAACCAGUGGCAAAACAGCGAGCCCCGGGAGCAUGAUCCCUCUUUCGCCCACGAGCUGAUCGCCGGUGCCGCCAGCUACGAGGCCGCCAAGGCCUACGAGCAGUACGAGGAACGUAAUGGCAAGCCCGAGAGCCACGAGAAGGCCAAGGAGAUCCUCGCCGGCUUCGCUGGUGCCUUCGUCGACCGUGAGGUCGAGACCAGGGGGCUUGACUUCAUCGACCGCGAGAAGGCCAAGCGCCAGGCUUACCAGAACAUCGAGGAUGUGCCCCCCUCCUACAACGGUUACUAA